CCGGGGCCGCGGGCGCUGGGUGCGGGCGGAGGUGAUGGGAGCAUGAGUGACAAUGAGGGGCAUCUCCAAAGAGAUGGACCAGAGGCAGCCAAUGGACCCUGUGGGGCCAUCUCAGACUUCUUUAUGAGGGAAGCUGCUUCUCCUGCAGGCUGUGGCCAGGAAACAUCCCGUCUGAGGACAGAGCUUCUCUCCCAAGAGACAGGGCCAGGGAAGACUUCUCGGUGUGGCUUUCGGAAGCGUAAGGAGACAGUGGUGCCCCAGCGAGCCUUCAUGGGAGAGAAGCCCUACAUCUGCAUUGAAUGUGGGCAGAGCUUCAACCGCAGCUCUGACCUGAUCCGCCACCAGAGGAUCCACACUGGGGAGAAGCCCUACAUGUGCGCCGACUGUGGCAAGAGCUUCGGCCGGCGCUCCCACCUCAUCCAGCACCAGCGCAUCCACACAGGUGAGCGGCCGUACCAAUGCAAGGACUGUGGCAAGAGCUUCAGCCAGAGCACCCACCUGGUGCAGCACCAGCGCAACCACACUGGCGAGAGGCCUUACGUGUGUGCCAAGUGUGGGAGGAACUUCUACCAGAACUCAGGCUUGCUCCGCCACGCCAACUUUCACACGGGUGAGAAACCCUACAAGUGCCCCCAGUGCGGGAAGCGUUUCAGCGACAGCUCCAACCUCAUUGCCCACCAGCGGCUCCACACAGGAGAGAAGCCGUACAAGUGUGCUGACUGCAGCAAGUGCUUCAGUGAGAGCUCUAAGCUGGUCAUCCACCGUCGUGUCCACACAGGUGAGAAGCCAUACUUGUGCCCUGACUGUGGAAAGAGUUUCAGCCAGCGCUCGCAUCUUGUCCAGCACCGUCGCACCCACACUGGGGAGAAGCCCUAUAAGUGUGCUGAGUGUGGCACCUGCUUCAGUGACAACUCAACCCUUAUCCGUCACCGUCGUACCCACACUGGAGAGAAACCUUUCAAGUGCUCCCACUGUGGGAAGAGUUUCAGUCGCAACUCCUACUUAGUCUCACACCAGCGGGUGCAUGUGUGGUAAGCAGCAUCACUAGCUGUAGUCUGGGAGUGAUCUAGGAUGCAGUUUCUGGUCCAAGCCUGUCCAAAAUGUGCUUAAGGGACAAGGAGGUAGACAAGGAUGCAUCUAAACUGGGGCCCGUGGAUUAAAGACAGCUGACCAGAGUAAUGUUUUUGGCCCAUGUUGCCUUUUUCAGUCACCUUCCCCUCCCAACACACCUCAGGCAUGGACGGAAAGUGAGCAGUGGUUGCCAUGGGUAGUUCUGCAUCCCUGUACCUUCUUUCCCUGGUACCUAGAAUCAGGUGCCAUCUGCCACAUGGCCAAGGUGCAGAUGUUUUCUCCCACAUCCCCUUAAGAGGUGUCUGCCUGGGAGCCUGAGGAGAGAACGCACAACGUCCAGUCACAUGAUGAGAAGCCGCUUGUGUACAUGUAUGGCCAUGUCAAGGGAAAUAAGAUGGGUGAUGGGAUCCUAAGGGGUUUAAUUUCACUCACAGUUGAAAUGUUGUGAUCUAGAUAAUAUUGCACAGGUCUUUGGAAACUCACUGUGAUUGUUUUCUGAGCCAGCUCUGUAUCUCAUACGGCAGGCAAGGAGGUCAAAGCUAUGUAAGUCCUGCUGAGAAGCUGGACACUACAUUAUGCAUAUACAGUGUGCAGGCCAGCUUGAAGCACAAGCAAAGAACACUUGAGUCUGCUUGUAAGAGGAACAUGUAGACAUGCCGUGGCCCAGAGAAGGAAGGCAUACCUGCAAAGGUUUUCUGCAAAUGCUGCGUGGAUGGUAGGAACGAGGGAACUGUGGGAUAGGGACAUGGCCUGUUCUGGUAUCUCAGAACUUGUGGGUAACUGAUAUAGAAAAUUAUCAUACCUGAAGGCUUAAAAAAAUAAUCAGAAUUAUACUUGCUGCUGCUAAGACUGUGGUACACAACUUGACAGGAGUAUGGAGGUCGCCUGUGAAUUUGUACUGGUACUCUCCUAGUUCUGCAGAAUUUGGAAUCACAGAUACGGUUCAAGCGGGCUGGUGUAAGCUGUGUAACAAAAUAAGAACAACAGGACUGACCUGAUUCCAUACCAGUAUUCUUAAGUCCCAUUUUGACCAGUGUGCAUGUGUGUAAGUAAUAUCUAUGUGUGUCUAUUCACAUAUGUAUGAACUAGCUUUUGUACUGAGUGUAUUUUUUGCACUCAUGUGAGUGAUCGUACGCACAACGUGGCAGUGGUCAAAAUGGCCAGCUGAGUGAUACUACACCAUAUCAGUACUUCUCAAAACGCUAAAUAUACUAGCAUUUCUCAAUUAGAAGCUGGGAGAUGUUUUGUACCAAAAACAUUUGAAUUUUCACAUCAGUACAUUCAGUUUUAAUUUGCGUGUGUGUGUAUAAGAUCUGGAAUUGAGUUGUUUUAUUUAUAUAUCUGUAUAAAAAUGUGUGGCCCCUAUGGUUGUGAGGAAUGACUUCUAAAUGUCAUUCAGCGUAGUGCUCUUCCCCCUCCUUUUGCACAGGUGCAUAUCAGUGGCAGUUGUAGGAUGUACCUCUCUCAUAGUUUUGUCUACAAGGAAUUGCAGUGCAACACUUUACAUUAUUUUUGACUGGUUUGCUGCUGAUAAUUUUAGUGAUGAUACCGACUUGUGUGCUUAUCCAGUGCUGCUGGAGCUUAGAAGAGGUUUCUGGUUUUGCGAUGUACAUUACUGAUCCAGUAGCUGGCUCCAUGACUUCAGUAGGUCUCUGGAAAGAGGAACGCAGACUGGAGCCAAUGAAAGGACUGGAGCUGUGGUGGGGAAGAGAUGAAGGAAAUAAAGAUGCUGAGAAGAUCCACGGAUUGAGCAGCUACUGGCCAGGGGUGCUCGUAAAUGGCUUUCUCUGCUGAACUUGCUGCUCUGAAGGGGUUGCAGGGAUCCCUUCUGCAAGCCCCAAGCCACCUCUUGACACUCAGCUGCCUAUAAAAAGUUAUUUUCAUAUAAUUUUAUAAAAAGCUGUAGAAGGAGCAUGAAUUUGUUUGCAGCUCCUAGAAGAACAAGGCACCUUUAUGUGCAGCUGCUCAGGGAAGUAGAAGGAGCUUUCAGAAGUGGGGUGGGCUUUGUUUACACAGGAACCAAAGCCUUCGUUUGCAAAUGCACAUUUUUGCUUUUAGCUUUGUGUUUGUAUUUUGGGGUUUUUUUUAAUGAACGGCUUCAAACCAAUGUGUUUUUUAUUUCUGUUCCACUUCUGGAAAGUCAUUUGGAAAUGUGACUAGUCAUCCUCUAGUUGGUUCCAGAAGCAUCAAGAUUUUUGUUUGCUAGCAGACUUCAGAAGGAAUACUACAGCUCUCAGUCUCAUUUUUAACUGAAUUCAAAGGUUAUGCUGAGGUCCAGCUGUAGAACUGAUCAAUUUGUGUGGGUCUGUCCCAUUCCAGUUAAGUUUCCUGAAGGAAAUUCACAACACUAAAACUGUCUGGCUGAGAAGCCCUGUUUGCCGAGGAAAAGCAUCUCAUGAAUGCAACUUGUGUUUUGGCAAUCUGAACGGAGUCGCUGUAGCAGAUCAGUGAAAUCAAACCCAGGUCUGCACAUAGCUGAGCUCAACUCAAAGGGAAACCCUCACAUUGAGAUUCUGGUUUGAGAAGCCACCGGCCCCCGAAUAUGCCUUCACAGCAGUUUUUGGAACAUUUCCUUUCUACAUGCUUUGUGAAGUGCUAUGUAUACUUAACAGUGCUCUAUAAAAGGUUUGACGUGCAUUUAUUUCUAAGGUCUUUAUGAACUUAUUUAAAACUGUAGCCAAAUCAAAGUGGCCUUAGGGUUCACAGCACAUUGCCAGUGCAGUAGUUUUGGUGGCUAGGAUUGGAUUGCUCACCAGUGUAAGCACAUUUCUGGAGCUCCUUUCCACAGCCACUGUUAGUUUUCCUUGUUCAGUGUCACUUGGCUGGAAUAAUCCCCUUCCGCUAGCCUGUCUGCCCUUUACUGUUUGUGAUUGCCUAGCUGGAGAGGAGAAUCUGGGCACCACCCUUCCUUUGCCAUUGCAGAAGUUAUGGAGUAUGUUCCUCUUCUCCCGGGGAUUUAAUUGCUUUGUGAGAAGCACAAACUCACAAGCUGAAUUCAGAAGACAGAGAUAUGGGCAUACACAAAAAGUUAAGAACCAGAGGCUUUACUUUCACAGCAGCUCACUGGCUUCUCUACCAGCUGUCAUCUCCCUCCGGAUCAUAGUGGGAGACUAGUGGAAAAAGCAAAAGAUAAUUGGCUAUUCUCAUUCCAGCAGACCAUCCCUAGCACACUCCAUCCCAGACCUGUGGUCAUCAGCUGGUGCCCAGAUCUUCCUGCCAGCUGAAGGAGCUCUGUAGAAUACUGUAAUUUCCUGUUGUGGUAAUGGUGCUUAGAUGCUACAGUGAGACUAUGGCACUUCAGAAAUACUGAAGGUAGACAAAUGGAUGAACGAUGUCUCUAAAAUAAAAA
Messenger RNA from Cuculus canorus (common cuckoo), 4420 nucleotides. RefSeq names its product zinc finger protein 436. Gene Ontology annotation, molecular function: DNA-binding transcription repressor activity, RNA polymerase II-specific. Gene Ontology annotation, biological process: negative regulation of transcription by RNA polymerase II. NCBI's taxonomy places the organism in Eukaryota, Metazoa, Chordata, Aves, Cuculiformes, Cuculidae. The coding region runs from base 43 to 1035 and encodes 330 amino acids. The transcript has 2 exons. The record is from RefSeq and is a predicted model, not a curated record.